GCUCAGCAUGUCGACCCACCGCGAGGCCAAGUUCCCGACCAAGGACUAUGUCGAGCCCACCCCGAUGCCGGCGUCGGUCCCGCACGUCGACGAGCUCGGCGUGACCUCUGCCCCGCUCAAGUCGGCCUCGUUCUUCAUCGGCGAGUACUGCAAGCCCUACAACGAGGACUUUAUGCUGUGCAAGGCCGAGAGUCGGGAUCCGGCGCACUGCCUCGCUGAGGGCCGGAAAGUCACGCGCUGUGCGCAGGACCUCAUCGCCAAGGUCCGCUCGACCUGCCUGAAGGAGUUCGACGCGCACUGGCAGUGCUUGGAGCGGAACAACCAGGAGUUUUACCACUGCCGGAAGGAGGAGCGCGUGUACAACGGCUGCGUGUUCGAGAAGCUGCAGAAGCUGAAGAAGGACAUCCCGGGUUCGCCAGAAGGCAAGCCGCAGAUCCACGACAAGAAGUGGACCGUGUACGGCGCCAUCCAGAAGUAGACAAAACCGCGGCUCCUCCUCCUUGUCGCCGUCUCCCUCCUCGUUCCCGCCUCUCCUCGUCCCCUCUUCCCGAUUCUCCUUCCUCUUUCCGGCGCUCUCACAGCCGCCUCUCUUUUGUGUUCCUCGUUGGGUCGGUGGGUUGUACGAGGCGAGCGCGGCGGCGGUAGACGGCGAGGAGGCGAGGAGGGAGCACGAGCCGCGAAAUGCAGCGCAUUCAGUCGA
Messenger RNA from Rhodotorula graminis WP1, 700 nucleotides. RefSeq lists its product as uncharacterized. The transcript has 8 exons. Bases 8 to 478 code for a protein of 156 amino acids. Gene Ontology annotation, biological process: mitochondrial electron transport, NADH to ubiquinone. Lineage: Eukaryota; Fungi; Basidiomycota; Microbotryomycetes; Sporidiobolales; Sporidiobolaceae. The record is from RefSeq and is a predicted model, not a curated record.